Molecule: messenger RNA, 1059 nt
Organism: Capsicum annuum
Lineage: Eukaryota; Viridiplantae; Streptophyta; Magnoliopsida; Solanales; Solanaceae
Product: putative disease resistance protein RGA4
Exons: 1
Coding region: 1-1059 (352 amino acids)
Source: RefSeq, a predicted model, not a curated record
AUGCAUGACCUUGUACACGAUCUUGCACUCUCAGCUGCAGGGGUUGAAUUCUGUGCAGUAAACUCUCACAUGCAAAACAUUUCUGGUGAGGUCAGACGUGUUGCGUUUUCUGACUAUGAUUUGUCAGGAAAGGAACUGCCAGCAUCCGUUGUCAGUAACCGGGCAUUGAGGACCAUAUCCUUCUCCGUUGAUGGAGUAGGGCUGAUGAGUUCAAUGUUCGUUGAGAACUGCAUAGCAAGAUUCAUGCAACUUAGGGUGCUAGAUAUCAGUGAUUCAUGUUUUGAUGAGCUGCCUAGCUCUGUUGGCGAAUUGAAGUACUUAAGAUAUCUUGAUGUAAGUGCCAAUGGCAGCAUUAAGGAAUUACCUGAUUCGAUCAACAAGUUGAGCUUACAGACAAUUCGAGUUUCUCGUUGUCCACAUCUUGAAUGGCUGCCUAAAGAUAUCGGAAAUUUGAUCAGCCUAAGACACUUGCAUAUAACCACCAAUCAAGCAUCUUUUCCUGAUAAAGCAAUUGGUUGCUUACCAUCUCUUCGUUCUUUGUACAUUCGUAGCUGCAAGAAUCUCGUAUCUUUGUCUGAAGAUCUGCUACAUUUGACUAGCCUUCGAACGUUGGCAAUUAUUGGCUGCCCAAGGCUGACCUUUUUCCCAAGUGCUAUGAAGCACCUUACUGCUCUAGAGAAUCUGUUGAUUGUUGACUGUGAAGAGCUUACAUUGUUGGAGUGGCAAGAUAUUGAAGGGCUUAGGAUGCUUCGGUCAUUGGUUAUCGGAGGCUUACCUGAAUUGGAGUCGGAAGAUGCUCAAUGCCUCGAGAACCUACAGAUGUUGGUGCUUGCAGGGCUACCACAGUUAGUUAGUUUGCCCCGAUGGCUGGAAGGUGCUAGUGCUACUCUACAAUAUCUGAGGGUGGAAAGGUGCCCAAAUUUCGCAGCAUUGCCAAAGUGGCUGGAAAAUCUCACCGCACUAGAAAAACUUGAAAUUUCCAAGUGCCGUAAAUCAUUUUCAUUGCCCGAGGGGAUGAGCUGCCUCACAAACCUAAAGGUACUUCAUAUCGACAACUGA